CACAGCCCAGAUGACCUGAGGGCCAGAAUCCUCUCUUCAAUCACACAUGAACUGACUGGAUCCGGGUCAAACGCUACUAAACCAUCACACACUCAAUGAGAGGAAGAUAUUACAAACAGCCUGCACAACACUCACAUAUAGACCAGAUUCUGGUUUACUCUCAAUAAAACUGUCAAGAGCAUUUUAUCAAUAAAUUACAGAUACAGUUUUAUUUGGUUUGCAGGAGAAUGUCAAGUAAUUUACAUGAAUCAACUCCAUCCCACGUGUUCCUUCUAAAACAAGAAUUAUUUUUUUUUGCAUGAAAAUUUUUCUCUUUUUUUUUUUCUCUUAUGAGUUUCAGUCUCUUGUUUUAGAUGUAACGUCAUCUGCCUUCCCCCAUCAGAGGAAACUUGCUCUUCCUCUCAGUGAAGUGGUCAGAGAUUUCCUCAUGUGUCAGUCUAGUCUGAGUCUCGCUGUGAAGACGCUUCUUGAGAUCCAGAACAGAGACAGACAGGAGUCCAGAUGCUCGUGUCAUGAUCUGAAGCUGGGACUGGGCUCUUCUGGAUACUGGACUUUAGAGAAAUGAUGCUGAUCUUUGGACUGAUGCUGCUGCUGCAGACUGCUGCAUGUCUGGAUCAGUUCUGCAGGUUUAAUCAGUCUGAUAUCUGUUACGCAGCUGUGGGACACAAACUCAAUCUGCUGAUGGUGCAGAACACUAGUGUAUAUGACACGACGAUACGAAAGAAUAUAAACUACAACAGAACAACUGAUCCAGUUUGUAGAAUAAAGAAUGACACGAUGAGAGUUUGUGAUCUUUAUAGAAACAGACCUGAAGUUACAGUCAUUAAAGGGACUCUGAUCAUAAACCGUGUGAUCAAAGCAGAUUCAGGGAAUUACACAGUAUUUUUCUCUCUCUCAGACGGCUCAGAAACAUCUACAGAUCUUCAAGUGAAUGUUGAAGCUCCUAUUGGCUCAGUGGAAGUGUCCAUCAGCUGCUUCUCCAGUGGGGCGAUGAGGGUGUCCUGCUCCUCUGAGGGCGAUCAGCUCCUCUACAACUGGACUCUGAAUGGAGAUCCUCUGAUGGAUGGAAACUCCAGCUUUGAUCUGAAUGAGGGAACUGAUGGAAACAUCACCUGCAGUGUGAAGAACCACGUCAGUCACGGGCAGAAGAACAUUAGACUCAAACCCUGUCCUGUCUUAAAUAUCUCUCUGAUUGCUUUGGGCUGUGUUGCGCUGAUCCUGAUUCUGCUGUUCAUCACCUUAUAUCUCAUCUACAAGAAAAAACAGGUCAAGUCGACACCAGGCACUGCUGGCAGUGUGGAUGUCAUAUACGCUGAUAUCUCUCAUGAGAGCAAGAGUGAAAGAGUCAAAACAGAAUCCCUCCCGACUGCUGAUGUGGAAUACAUUGAGAUCCAAACGCAGAAGAAAAGGAAGGAGGAAGAGGUUCAGUACGGCGAGGUGAUGUCCACUCUAAACCACUCAAGCGCUCACACACAGCCUCAGGAGGAGUGUAUUUAUUCUCAGGUACACAAAUGAUAGUUUCACAACAACAGCUUUAUAAAAUCACACUUUCCCUGGGAAAUUAGUGCUCACUUUCACUUGGGGAGUUGUACAGUUUUUAUAAACCACAUAUCUCUUUGCAUAUGCACUGUAAAUUGUUUUGUCUGACAUGUUAAUUAAGGCACUGUAUGAUGAUAUGCUGUGUUAUGGCCUGUAGAUUGAGCAUUAGUCACCCAAAAAUUGAAAUCACCUCAUGAUUUACUCAUCCUCAAGCCAUCCUAGGUGUAUAUGACUUAUUUCAGACAAAUACAAUUGUAGUUAAAAAUGUCCUGGCUCUUCCAAGCUUUAUAAAGGCAGUGAAUGGUGAAAAGUGCUUCCAUCUAUCAUGAAAAGUACUGCACAUGGCUCUGGGGUUAAUAAGGUCUUCUGAAGCAAAUCAAUGUGUUUGUGCAAAAAAAAAUAUAUAAAAUAAUUAUCUAUAUUUAAAAAUCUAUAAACGGUAAUCUCUAGCUUCUGAUAACUAUCGUAAACAUGUUCACAAAAGAGUGGCAUUUCAGUGGAGGACGUUGGAUGUAGGCAUAAUGUAAGCAUUUGUGAGAAGUGACAGACACAGAAGUGCAGAAGAGAAAGCAAAAAGUACAAAACAGACAAUUUCAAUGUGAGUCAAAAGGCAAAUGUUUCUCUUUUCCUUUGCUGUGA
Carassius auratus (goldfish) is the source of this 2178-nucleotide messenger RNA. RefSeq lists its product as uncharacterized. Gene Ontology annotation, cellular component: membrane. The record is from RefSeq and is a predicted model, not a curated record. The coding region runs from base 562 to 1515 and encodes 317 amino acids. The transcript is spliced from 6 exons. NCBI's taxonomy places the organism in Eukaryota, Metazoa, Chordata, Actinopteri, Cypriniformes, Cyprinidae.